Messenger RNA from Durusdinium trenchii, 3451 nucleotides. The record is from the annotation of a GenBank genome assembly. Lineage: Eukaryota; Dinophyceae; Suessiales; Symbiodiniaceae.
AGCUUGGCGGGCUCUUCUAGCAAAGCCUAGCCAGACGAAAGCUUCUGGCGAUGGGAGAGGCCAAGCAGUUGAUCACCAAGGAGAACUUCACCCAGUGGACGAAGGACUGCGGUGUGAAGUGUAUCCAGAAGGAAUACGAUGACAUUGCGGUCUCGGCUGUGAAGAAUGGGAAGACCGUGCAGGAAGAGAUGCAAAGUCGAGGUUUCAAGGACUUCCAUCAGUUCAGCAAGCAGUGCCCGAAGUUCAAGAAGACCUGUUGGCCCAUCGAGUUCGCGGAGCUGGGCAGCGGAUAUGUCCUCUACUUCCAGUUUCUGGGCUUCCUCAUGAUCAUUUUCUUUGUUCAUCUAUGUUUGCAGGUGCCGUGCAUGGUGGUGUACUCCGGAUCCAGCAACCUGGUAGAUUGGUACUGGAACGAUUGGACGCAGGCAUAUGGCACGGACAGUACCCGGUGUGAUUGUGUUGGGAACUCGUCGGGAUAUGCUGCCACCUGCGGAACCUGGGACUACGACCUGUGCACCAACCAGAGCGAAUGCGCCUUCACAACCCCGGGGAAAUGGCUCUGUCAGAGCUGGUGCUAUGCUGGCAAGUACUGCCCCAAGACUGACAUGGAUGUGAGCGCCUCCAUGGUGAACCAGUACAUCCAAGAUGGAAGUGGCUGGGUGGUGAAGUCCUAUAGCUCCUGCACCCAGAAUGCCACGAUCAUUGCGAUGUGCGAGGCGGACUUCCGCUCCGGGAAUACGGCUUACAGCGGAUCUGAUCUUGCCAGUGAUGAGGGCAGCACCUGGAUCGGCACACAGUGGAUGUCACCGGGCAAUUUAGGCCCGGACGAGGCGACGAAUGUCAUCAUUCCAACCAUGUACACCGUGUGCGUGAUCAGCAUGUGCGUGCUGAUCCUCAUGGCGUAUAGUAGCCAGGUGCUCACAGACCACAAGGUGGAUGCUGGCACCGUCUCGCCCAACGACUUCGCCAUCAUGGUGAAGGGCUUGCCCUCGACUGCGACAGAUGAGGACAGUAUCCAGGAGUUCUUCAAAGAGCACGCGAUCAAGGGCAAGACCGACACCGAGAUCGUCAAAGUGGUCAUCGGCUGGGACGUGGAGGAGUGGCGAGAGAACAUUGCCCGGCUCAAGGAGCUCAAGAAGAAGCUGGACCAGACAGAUCGGACCACUCCCGAGGCCAAAGACAUCCAGAAAGAAAUGGUCCAGAUCACCGGUGCUCUCAAGUCCGCGGGCACCAAGGAUACCAAACUCCGCUCGAGUGGCGUGGUGGUGGUGCUCUUCCGCUAUCAGAGUGACAUGCGCGCAUGCUUGCGAAAGUGGGAUUCCUUUUGGGCCAAAUGGUUCAACUGUGAAUCGGAGAACAUCGGACUCCUUUGGAAGAACAAUGGUCUGUGCAAGGGCGCCGCCCUGCCACGCUUUCCGAUUGGCGGCCGACCGAUUGCCAAGUUGACUGUGGCCCGGGCGGCCAACCCUGGGGACAUCCACUGGGCGGAGCUGGCGGUGCCGCAGAGCGAGCGCAUCAAGAGGUUGGCCAUCACCAACGGCGUGAUGUUCCUGCUGAUCGCCGCCUGCUUCGGCGCGGUCUACGGCCUCCGCGUGGCCUCCAUGGCGGUCAAAGAAUCCGCAGGCUCCGGAGGCGUUUGGCUGUCGCUGUUGCCUGCCCUUGUGGUGGCUGUGGUGAAUGGCUUGCUGAUGGCCGCUGCCAGGAUGCUGGGUGACAAGGAAUUUCACGACACCUUGACGGAGCAGGAGUUUUCUCAGGCUGCCAAAAUGUCCGUCGGGAUGGUGGUGAACACUGCGGGUGUUCUCUACUUCAUCUAUGCCACACCCAAGGAAUGGUAUCAAGAUGGAGGUCUGGUGAAUGGCGCCUUCACGAUGCUGCUGAUCAAUGCCAUCAUCCCUCCGAUCAUCCCCUACUGCGAUUUCGGCUACCAGAUCCGAAAAACGCAGCGGAGCAAGCUCGAGGCGCGGCUGCCUUACUUCAAUGAAGUCCUUGGGCGCGGACCGAACCCCAAAGACAAGGAGCAGCAAGACGAGCUGAAGGCGGUGAAGGCGGAGAUCGAAGCCUUCAAGAGGGCGCAUGCGCCUGGGAGCAUGAACCCCACCAGGCGUUAUGCCACUGCCAUCAAGACCUUCGUGUGUUGCUUGCUCUACGAGCCAGUCUUCCCCAUGAUUUCCUUGGUGGGCCUCGUUGGUCUCUGUUUUCAAUAUUGGAUGGACAAGUACCUCCUGCUGGGCUGGUUUUCCAGGCCCAAGAGACCAUUGAACGCGGACAUCGCCAACUUCUUCGUGAGGUUUGUGAAGCUGGUGGGUCCUAUUGGCCUUUCGGUCUCCUUCUUCAUUUUUCUGACGCCUUCCUUUUCAGACAAGAAUGCAGUGCUUUCGCAGUUCAUCAUUUCCAUCGUCACCUCAUCGAUUUUCUCGUUAGUCUUCCCCCUCUCCGUAUGGAUUCGAUGUUGGUUGGGCCUGCCCUGCCAUGGGGAAUUCCAAGUGUUGGAGCAUGAGGACGACUAUUACCAGGCGCAGUACAUGUGGUCAAAAGAGAUGAAGUAUCACAAGGAUCAGUUCAUCUACAAGAACUUGCCAGAGGACAAGAACCCCGAGUUCUUGAAGCCUGGCACAAGCACUGCAGUCAGUGUCACGGACAUGAAGGCCAGCUACGGCGUCUCCGCGGCCGCAGUGGCAGAGGAUGCGGCCGAGGAUGUGGCCAAGGUGGCGCUCAAGGGUGGCCGUGUGGUGCCCACAGGGCCAGUGAUCGGCACGAUAGGAUCGCUUCCGGCCGGCCCUAGCCCCGCUGUGAUCGGCACCAGCACUGACCGGCCAGGUGUCACGACGGAGGAAGACAGCCCAAGUGUGCCUUUGGUGGUGGCCAGCGGUGGCGACCUGCCACACACCCCAGAGCCAGGUCGAACCGCCGGGCGCGUGGUCUGGGAGUUCGAAUGGAAGGGGCACUACUCGGCUUAUGAUGGAGAUUGCCAAGACUACAUGGAGAGGAAGUACCAGGAAUUUCAGUCUGGUAGUGGCAGGAAUCGGGUCAAUGUGAGGACUAAGGGUAUCCAGAUCUCCGUGGACUUUCAAAAGAUGACCAGCAAGAGAGAUGGAUCGGACCACAUCCAAAAGAUCAGGCGCAAGGAGAGCGAGUGAGAUGUGGUUCCGCCACUGGCAGUGGCGUGGUCUCAUGAAGUCGCAUCCCAAGAAAGUGCAAGCCAUAUCCUGGAGCCUGGACUCGGUUCCUGAUGCGAUGCCAUGUGGUCGCAGUGACCUCUGGCGGCAGAUUCCGGCAGACGUCGGCACUGCGCAGCGAGGGGUUGGUCGUAGCGAGUUGUGUUUCAGGUUCCCCAGACCUCGGGCUUUGUUGCGGGGUGUUCAGGCCCACUGCAGCGGCCGAAAGGCUCGGCCAUUCUCCUGUUGCUUCCCGGACCCGUGACCGAGACUGGAAACUUGAUGGUUUUUCU